Messenger RNA from Camelina sativa (false flax), 564 nucleotides. The record is from RefSeq and is a predicted model, not a curated record. NCBI's taxonomy places the organism in Eukaryota, Viridiplantae, Streptophyta, Magnoliopsida, Brassicales, Brassicaceae.
AUGCAAAAGAAGUACAUCAUUGACCUCCUCGCUAAACCAAAUAUGUUGAAUUCCAAGCCCGUCACUACGCCGUUAUCCCCUCAUCCGCCGUUAACACCUACUUCUGGGGAGCUUUUCGAUAAUCCAGCUCAGUAUCGCAUAGUUGUUGGCAGUCUUCAAUACUUGUCAUUCAUGCUGCCUGAUCUUGCCUUUGUGGUUAACCGUUUAUCUCAGUUCAUGCAUUCUCCCACUGUUCUACACUGGCAGGCUGCCAAGCGCGUGCUACGCUAUCUCGCCGGUAUAAUGGAUAUGGUAUCUACGAAUGCAUAUGUUAUUUACCUCGGCACCACUCCUAUUGCAUGGUCUUCCAAGAAACAGAGCGGGGUUACUCGCUCUUCAAUAGAAUCCGAAUAUCCAGCUAUUGCUAAUGCCACUUCAGAACUUAUGUGGAUCUGCUCCUUACUCACUGAACUUGGAGUCCGCUUGCCAACAGCUCCAGUGGUCUACUUCGACAACAUGGGUGCUACUUACCUUUAUGAAAAUCCAGUGUUACGUUCACUCACGCAUGAAGCACAUUGCCAUUGA